AUGGAAGCUUUACGUGCAUGCCGAUGGCGCCGCAUAGCUGCCAAGCAAGGAAAACUUCCGGCGGUGGCCAUUGCUGCCAUUUUUCUGGGAGCUGUUCGGCCGACUUUCGUGCUGAACAGGCCUUUCUCUCGACGGUCGGUCCUGGGCGUUGUUGGAGCGGGCGUUGCGAUCACAGAGGAGCCGGUGCUCGCCGAUCUGUCUCCAGACAGUCUAGACAGUGUCUUGCUGUUCUCGAACGCGGUUGCAGCAUCAAAGGCGCAAAAGUUCAGGAACUUCGGCCUGAAGCCCAACAUCGGUCUGCAAGUGAGGAAGUUGGACAGGAAGGGCAGAAAAUCCGACGGCCCUGUCCUUCGCUCGUGUCAAGAGCAGGUGAUUCCGAGAUGUUUUUCUACCACGGAGGAUUUUUUCAGAGAGAAGAAGAUCCAGACAAAGUUGGAACCCUGGAAGAUUCCAGCUGGGAUGUCGCCUGAAGAGGCAACUAAGCAGCUCACCGAGUUGAUCGAGUCGUAUCCAGCUGGCCACGAUGGAGUUGAUGCUGGUGGAUUCCGACUUCUGCAAACUCUUCCGACUUACUUGUAUGGGCAAUUCGCGAGCUUUAUUGGAUUGAUAUCUGACGUUGAAUUUGCUGUGAUGGAGAACGGCGAUGUCCAAGUACGCUCCGCCUUGCGUUCCAUGGCGCCAGACGCGUUCGGCAACGUACAAACUCCACCAGACAGCCUGCUGAAUGCCAAGCGGCUGAACUGGCUCUCAGAGCGAUUGCGGAAGAUGGGCUGGGCCGCGCCAGAAAUCACAGAGCAGACGCACCCCGAGUAUUUCGCCGAGAACAUCAAGGCUGGCCUCAAGACGGUUGGAUUGGAGUUCAUGCCCGAGCGGGAGGAGGAUGGCAAGCCAGAGUAUUGGUGA
Messenger RNA from Symbiodinium sp. CCMP2456, 903 nucleotides. NCBI's taxonomy places the organism in Eukaryota, Dinophyceae, Suessiales, Symbiodiniaceae. The record is from the annotation of a GenBank genome assembly.